Messenger RNA from Pipistrellus nathusii (Nathusius's pipistrelle), 1089 nucleotides. NCBI's taxonomy places the organism in Eukaryota, Metazoa, Chordata, Mammalia, Chiroptera, Vespertilionidae. The record is from the annotation of a GenBank genome assembly.
AUGGUGGACCUGGUCCCGCGGCGGCCGGGCGCGGGGGCGAUGGGGGAUCCGGCCACGAAGAAGCCGGGCACGGCCACGUGCGUGGGCUGCGGGAGCCAGAUCCACGACCAGUUCAUCCUGCGCGUGUCCCCGGACCUGGAGUGGCACGCCGCCUGCCUCAAGUGCGCCGAGUGCAGCCAGUUCCUGGACGAGACGUGCACGUGCUUCGUGCGAGACGGGAAGACCUACUGCAAGCGGGACUACGCCCGGCUCUUCGGCGUCAAGUGCGCGCGCUGCGGCGCGGGCUUCGGCGGCGGCGACCUGGUGAUGCGCGCGCGGGACCGCGUGUACCACGUCGAGUGCUUCCGCUGCUCCGCCUGCGGCCGCCAGCUGCUGCCCGGCGACGAGUUCUCGCUGCGGGAGCGCGAGCUGCUGUGCCGGGCGGACCACGGGCUCCGGCUGGAGCGCGCCGGGCCCGGCAGCCCCCCGCGGAGCCCCGGGCCGCUCCCCGCGCGGGGCGCGCCGCUGCCAGAGCCGGGGUCCGGCCGGCCGCCCGCGCUGCGCCCGCACAAGCCGGCGGCGGCGGAGAAGACGACCCGCGUGCGGACGGUGCUGAACGAGAAGCAGCUGCACACGCUGCGGACCUGCUACGCCGCCAACCCGCGGCCCGACGCGCUCAUGAAGGAGCAGCUGGUGGAGAUGACGGGCCUGAGCCCGCGCGUCAUCCGCGUCUGGUUCCAGAACAAGCGCUGCAAGGACAAGAAGAAGUCGCUGCUCCUGAAGCAGCUGCAGCAGCAGCAGCAGCUUGGCGACAAGACGAGCCUGCAGGGCCUGACCGGGACCCCGCUGGUGGCCGGCAGCCCCAUCCGCCACGACGGCGCUCUGCAGGGCAGCGCGGUGGAGGUGCAGACCUACCAGCCGCCCUGGAAGACGCUGGGCGAGUUUGCGCUGCAGAGCGACCUGGACCAGCCGGCCUUCCAGCAGCUGGUCUCCUUCUCCGAGUCCGGCUCCCUGGGCAACUCCUCCGGCAGCGGCAGCGACGUGACCUCGCUGUCCUCGCAGCUCCCCGACACGCCCAACAGCAUGGUGCCCAGCCCCGUGGAGACGUGA